Messenger RNA from Brenthis ino (lesser marbled fritillary), 1515 nucleotides. Lineage: Eukaryota; Metazoa; Arthropoda; Insecta; Lepidoptera; Nymphalidae. The record is from the annotation of a GenBank genome assembly.
AUGGCGUCGAAAUUCAACAAAAAUUGUAUAUUUACUGGAGUUGCCGAUUCGUUUUGCUUAUCGUGUCAAGUAUAUCUGAAAGUUAAAGAUUUAAAUAAUCACAUUGAAUCAUCAAAACAUAAAGAUACCUUGAAAUCCGUGGGAUAUGCAGAAAUAUACAAGGAUAAUUUGAUUUGGAAGGUAACGCAGGGCUAUUACUGUGAAUUAUGCAAUGUGGUGAUCCAGACAACAGUCAAAGUCCGCAUUCAUGUUAGUGACCAGACUCAUAUAAAUAACAAAACACAAUGCCAUAUAAAAGGACAUGAAGAAGGAGUCAUUGUUUUUAAUGAGAUUUUCAUUGAAAUGAAAGCAUGGAAUGGUUUGAGCAAUGAAUCUUGUUUCAUUUGUAAUAUUGACUUUGACAAUGAUGAAAGUCAUAAAAAUGAUACUAAACACAUUAUAAAUCUUAUCCAGAGUAAGUUGGAGCUGAAAGAAUAUAAAACAGUUUAUCGAAAGAUUGAUGGCAAUCUAGUGAAUUGCUUGAUUUGCAAUAUAAUUGUAGAUUUGGAAUCUAAGGAGGCCCACAUUAAAACUUCAGAGCACCUAAAGGAGUAUUCAAAGUGCAAGGAAAAUAUAAAAAAAAUAAACUUUUAUGAACAUGCCUUUAUUACCCCAAGUGAUACUAAAGAUAAAAAUUCCAAAAAUAGUGUCGAAGAGACCAACGGAGAAUCAGUGGUAGUGCAAAAUGAAAACAGUACAAAUAAAACUGAAUUAAAAAUGGCUGAUUCCAAUAAUAUAAAAGAAAAGCCAGAGACUUGCAUAGCAAAGGUCCAAAAUGCAACAGAUGCAAUAGACAAUGAAAAUGUACUGCGGCCCAUUGAAGCUCUGAAACUAGCCAUGGAUUUUGCUAAGCAAAACAAUUUAAAAUAUAAGAGAAACAGUACAUAUUGUCAAGUGUGUAAUGUUAGAAUUUCUUCUACCCUUAAAAUGAUGAAGGAACAUGUAUCAGGAAAUGAUCAUAAAAAGAAUGUUGAAAAAAUGGAAAUUUCAAAACAGAAAAAAUCUAUGAAACCGAUGAUAGAUUUCAUAAACAGUCAAACAGAUAUUCAAAAUAUAUUUCAUCAGGAUGUUGUUAUAAAUGAUGAAAUUUGUAUAACUAAUCUGAGCUUUAACAUGAUAGGUGAAUCUGGUAGAGGAUUGAGAUGUCAUGUUUGUGAAGUAUCCAUCUUACCGCCACACGUUGAAGCACACAAACGAACAUACAAACAUAAUGAUGCUAUGCAAGUGACACCUGUUCUAAUAGAAUUUAGAAAUGAAUUCAUAAGAGAGGUUAGAUCUGGAAUUUUUCACUGUGGAUAUUGCAAUUUUAUUGAAGCCACUUUGGAUGGAAUGCAAAACCAUUUGAAGUCUAUUAACCAUUCUGAAAAGAAAUCGUAUUGCCGAGGACGUCUAAACAGAUAUUUGCCAGAAAUUAUGGAAGAACGUGAAAAAGAAAAAUUUGUGGCUUUUAUGAGAAUGAUGCUUCACAGAGGUUGC